This is a messenger RNA of Bubalus bubalis (water buffalo), 2344 nucleotides long. It is a transcript of the gene ZFP36L1, whose product is annotated as ZFP36 ring finger protein like 1. NCBI's taxonomy places the organism in Eukaryota, Metazoa, Chordata, Mammalia, Artiodactyla, Bovidae. The transcript has 3 exons. The record is from RefSeq and is a predicted model, not a curated record. Gene Ontology annotation, molecular function: metal ion binding; mRNA binding. The coding region runs from base 182 to 1198 and encodes 338 amino acids.
CAAAUCUGAAACUUAUAUAAAUUGGGCUUCGCGCGCCGCAGCCCGGGAGAGUCAGAAAGGCGAGGGGCGCCGGGAGCAGGCGUGUGGGACUCCUGACCGGAGAGCCGGAGGCUGCGCCUUCCCCGCACCGGGACCUUCGCUACACACCAGACCCUCGUCCCUGCCCCGCGCAGCGCCCAAGAUGACCACCACCCUCGUGUCUGCCACCAUCUUCGACUUGAGCGAAGUUUUAUGCAAGGGUAACAAGAUGCUCAACUAUAGUACUCCCAGUGCCGGGGGUUGCCUGCUGGACAGGAAGGCAGUGGGCACCCCUGCCGGUGGGGGCUUCCCCCGGAGGCACUCGGUCACUCUGCCCAGCUCCAAAUUCCACCAGAACCAGCUCCUCAGUAGCCUCAAGGGUGAGCCAGCCCCAGCUCUGAGCUCUCGGGACAGCCGCUUCCGAGACCGCUCUUUCUCAGAAGGGGGCGAGCGGCUGCUGCCCCCCCAGAAGCAGCCGGGAAGCGGCCAGGUCAACUCCAGCCGCUACAAGACGGAGCUGUGCCGCCCCUUCGAGGAGAACGGAGCCUGUAAGUACGGCGACAAGUGCCAGUUCGCCCACGGCAUCCACGAGCUCCGAAGCCUGACCCGCCACCCCAAGUACAAGACGGAGCUGUGCCGCACCUUCCACACCAUCGGCUUCUGCCCCUACGGGCCCCGCUGCCACUUCAUCCACAACGCCGAGGAGCGCCGUGCCCUGGCCGGGGCCCGGGACCUCUCUGCUGACCGUCCCCGCCUCCAGCAUAGCUUUAGCUUUGCUGGGUUUCCCAGUGCCGCCGCCACCGCCGCUGCCACGGGGCUGCUGGACAGCCCCACAUCCAUCACCCCACCCCCCAUCCUGAGCGCCGAUGACCUCCUGGGCUCACCCACCCUCCCCGAUGGCACCAAUAACCCCUUCGCCUUCUCCAGCCAGGAGCUGGCGAGCCUCUUUGCCCCUAGCAUGGGGCUGCCCGGGGGUGGCUCCCCGACCACCUUCCUCUUCCGGCCCAUGUCUGAGUCCCCUCACAUGUUUGACUCUCCCCCCAGCCCUCAGGAUUCUCUCUCGGACCAGGAGGGCUACCUGAGCAGCUCCAGCAGCAGCCACAGUGGCUCAGACUCCCCUACUUUGGACAACUCAAGACGCCUGCCCAUUUUCAGCAGACUUUCCAUCUCAGAUGACUAAACCAGGGUCUGCAGGAAGGAAGACUGCAAAAGCGGAUGAAGAUUGUGACAUAAGUGGGACUUUGUGAUUUAAUUUUUUUCUUUUUUAAGUGGGGAGGAAGGGGAAGCUAGAUGGACUAUGAGAGACUUGAUUUUGGUGCUAAAGUUCCCCAGUUCAUAUGUGACAUCUUAAAAAAUAACAACAAAAAGAGAGAAAAGCUUAAAAAAAAAACAUGUAAGGGGUGAGCAGUUAAUGGUAUUCAUUCCACAUACAAUAUCUGUGUAAAACGAUUUCCUGUAGAAGUAGCUUUAAUGGUUUUUGCUCUAGAAUACCGUAGGUCUAUCCUUAGAGCACUCACGCCAUGCUUUUUUCCCUGGGUUUUAAACUUCAUAUAACUUUCAGAAAUUGGAGAGCAAAAAUUUUGCUUGUCACUGCACAUCAAUAUAAAAAAGCUUAUUUAACUUAUCAAAACGUAUUUAUUGCCAAACUAUGCUUUUUUUUUGUUAAUUUUGUUCAUAUUUAUCGGGAUGACAAAUCCAUAGAAUAUAUUCUUUUAUGUUAAAUUAUGAUCUUCAUAUUAAUCUUAAAAUUUUGUGACGUGUCUUUUUCCUUUUUUUCCACAGUUUUAAUAUAUUAUUCUUCAACGACAUUUUUUGUAACUUUACACUUUUUUUGGUUAUUUUAUUUUAAAAAAAUGAAAAAUUAAUUUAAAAAAAUGCAAAAAACUGUUGGAUUAUUUAUUUUAGAAAUUUCCCCCCUUUGUGUUGGACUGCAAAUUGAGUUUCUUUCUCUUUUGGCCUUUCACAACUAGGACUGAGAAUGUAUGUAAAAGUUCUGUGACAGUACAGAAGGAAGACAACUUCUUAUGUAUAGCUUCUAAAAGGGAAAAAAAAAAAAAAAGAAACCCUUUGACUUCCACGUGCCCAUCUCAAGACAUUCCGAUUGCAGAUUUGAGGUUCUGGAUUCCAGGUUUUGGAGUUUUCCAAUGUUAAUACAAACAGAACUGGCACACCACACAUUAAGAUGAAUGUAAUUAUUAUUCCUCUUGCUGGUCACUACCGUCGCUUUCUAUUUCUCUUUCUUUGUGUGAAUUUAUUUAAAAAAAAACUUUUUGUAACGACUAUUUGCAGUUUAAAAAUCAAUAAACCCAUUUUUUUUCAAGAAACA